Messenger RNA from Oncorhynchus gorbuscha (pink salmon), 3134 nucleotides. RefSeq names its product solute carrier family 22 member 17-like. Bases 597 to 2324 code for a protein of 575 amino acids. Gene Ontology annotation, molecular function: transmembrane transporter activity. The record is from RefSeq and is a predicted model, not a curated record. The transcript is spliced from 10 exons. Gene Ontology annotation, cellular component: membrane. Gene Ontology annotation, biological process: transmembrane transport. NCBI's taxonomy places the organism in Eukaryota, Metazoa, Chordata, Actinopteri, Salmoniformes, Salmonidae.
AUCGGUUCGCCUCGUUCAGCCAGCCAGCCAGCCAGCAGUUAAUGUGACCCGUCCCCUUUAAGAUGAUGUCAGAAAUAAUAAUUUAAUAUUGAAUUUCUUUGUUUCAUGUCGGCGGACAUAUACUUCGGUCGAGCAACAAUGUUAGAAAUCAGGGACGGUAGAAGUCGAGCAUCAACCUGUCUGCCAAUACAGCAAAACGGAUUGCUUCCUAAAGUAGGUUUCAGUGGGUGUCAAUGUUGAAGCUCUGCGUUAUCUUCUCUGACAGGACUUUUAGUUUCCAGUGCUUCAUAUAACACCACCCCGGGACAGAAGCCUAUAUAUCACAGGAUGGAAUAAUAGCCAAAGCCGACAGUGAGAAGACGCAAAGGAAGAGUUGAGAUAAUUGCGGUGAAAUUUCAACUCAAUUCGGAAUUGUUCCCUUUAUCCCCUUCAAUGUUUUGGAUUUACCAAAACGGACGUUCGGAAGUGACAAUGGGCAAUCGUUAACCCAGUGGAUUUAUUAUAAUAUCCGACGACUAUAAUAAUACUGGAAAGGGAUAUUCCCCAUAUUUCCCAGUCCAUCUAAGAAGUGACCACAUCCUCUCUGGUCCUCAGUCAUGACAUCACCUGAGUCCCCCCUCCCCUCCCCUCCCCCCUGUCCUCCUCCCACUUCCUCCCUCCCCUCGUCUCCCACUCCCUCCUCUCCCACUCCCUCCUCCUCCCUCCCACAUCCCCCCUCCCUGCCUCCCACAGGGGAGGUGAUGGUCCUGGCCCUGGGGAGGAAGAAGCAGAGGAUGCUCAUCGGUCUCUCCAUCCUGCCCAAUCUCUUCCUGGCCUUCCUUCUCUCCUCGGACGCCCUGCUUACCCUCACCUCACCCCACCACUGCCGCCUCCCGGGACCCUUGCCUGCCGCCCAGAUCCUUAACGUGUCCCUGCCCUGGGAGAAGGGGGACAGAGUGGGGGACAGCGGGGGGCUGUCUCAGUGCAAGCAGUAUAUCAACGGUACCCAGUCCGGGGUGGAAAACUGUGAAGCUGGCUGGGACUACAAUGUCACAGAAGGAUUGAGGAUUAACAUUGUUACUGAGUGGGAUUUGGUGUGUGGUCAGUACUGGCUGGUCCCAGUCGAAGAGGUGUCCUUCAUCCUGGGCGUUCUGACAGGAUGCCUGGGACUGGGCUUUGCAGCUGACAGACUGGGCAGGUUGAAGACACUACUCACCUCUCUGACCCUCUCAGUGGUAUUUGGCGUGCUUGUGUGCGUUUCUACCGCUCCCCCAUUCUUUAUUGCCAUGCGUUUUUGCCUGGCUGCUGCUAGCGCCGGUGUCUACCUCACGCUUUACAUCACACGUCUUGAACUCUGUGACCCCUCACUACGUCUGUUAGUCACCAUGGUGGCAGGACUAACGACAGUUGCUGGGGAGCUGCUGUUGCUGGGUUUUGCUCUGGGUUACCAGUCCUGGAGAGGUUUACUUGGAACUGGGGCUGCACCACUCUCUCUGUUCCUCACCUAUGGUAUCCCAGGAGUAUUUCCUGAGUCUCCUCGCUGGCUCCUCCUCUCCGAGAGAUCUGCUGAUCUGAAUUCCUUCAGUGAAAGAAGAGAUAGAGGGAGGGAUGACGAGAGCUUCACAGAGCUGGACUCUGAGCUAUCUCCCUCUACUCGCCCACAUCUGUCCUUCCCAGAGCUCGUACACAGCAGGAACAUCUGGAAAAACAUAUGUGUGCUCGGCUUCACCUCGUUCAUUUCCCAUGGCAUUAGUCACUGUUACAGCUCGUUCCGCGGUGAUGUCAGAGGCACUGCCCCCAGCUUCUAUUGGACCUAUCUGCUGUCUGUCUGUGCGGGAGGAGGGGCCUGGCUGUUGUUAUGGGCAACCGUGAACAGGUGUGGUCGACGUGGUAUCCUGCUCCUCGCCAUGACGAUGACAGGGCUGGCAUCUCUGAUUCUCCUCGGACUGAUGGAGUAUCUAAGUGAGGCGGCCAUCACUGUGUUCUCAGUGAUGGGUCUCUUCUCCUCCCAGGCGGCUGCCUCUCUCUGUGUCCUCUUCACAGCAGAGAUCAUGCCCACCAUCAUCAGGGGCAUUGGCGUGGGCACGGUGUUGGCCCUGGGCUGUGUGGGUCGGCUCACCUCGCCGCUCAUGGACCUGCGCAACCACUACGGCUACUUCCUUCACCACGUGGUGUACUCCUCCCUGGCUCUGCUGGCCGUGCUCUCCAUCCUGCUGCUGCCCGAGAGCAAGAGGAAACCGCUGCCCCAGACGCUGGCCGACGGGGAGCAGUACCGGCGCCCCUCGCUGGGCCGGAGGAGGAGGGACAACGUGCCCCUGCUGGCCACCCCCAACCCAGAGACCUAGCAUGUCAUAACGCCAGCCCAGAGUGUCAGCAGGUCACGGAGAGGAAGAUGGUGAGGGAGAAGAGGGUCAGCUGUCUGCUGAAGAUGGUUGUGCUGAGCCAAUGAAGGAGGGUGGUUGAAGGGACCCACACCUCCCCUCACCUUUCCCAGGCCUGUGUGUCAGGAAAGGGAGCAGAUGCGUUCUGCCCGUGCUCCUGUCUGCCACCAUCAGAGAGGCCCUUUUGAUAGGUGUAUUAUCUGGCAGAGUAUGGCAUCACACACUGUUCACUGAGGUAGAGGCAUGUAUGCUAUGGAAACGGUCCUGUAAAUACCUACAACGUAGUUUCUUUAACUUCAUGAAUGCUAGGUUAUCUAUUUAUAAAAAAAAGUUUUGUGACUGGAAGUUUUUGGAAGGGUACUUUGUAUUGUCGAAAAGCAUCGUACUAAGACGAGAUGAGGGCAAUUUUGUCUACUGCUCUUAAAGACAUUGGGGGUGUUACGGCUUUCUUCCGUUGAAGGAGAGUCGGACCAAAAUGCAGCGUGGUUAUUACGAUACAUCUUUAAUGAAGAUGACACAUGAAAAUACAAAACAACAAACGGAACGUGAAAACCUAUACAGCCUAUCUGGUGAAAUACAAAACACUGACACAGGAACAAUCACCCACGAAAUACUCAAAGAAUAAGGCUGCCGAAAUAUGGUUCCCAAACAGAGACAACGAAAAUCACCUGACUCUGAUUGAGAACCGCCUCAGGCAGCCAUAGACUAUGCUAGACACCCCACAAAACCCCAUGACAAAAACGCACCACAAUAACCCAUGUCACACCCUGGCCU